Messenger RNA from Oncorhynchus mykiss (rainbow trout), 2378 nucleotides. NCBI's taxonomy places the organism in Eukaryota, Metazoa, Chordata, Actinopteri, Salmoniformes, Salmonidae. The record is from RefSeq and is a predicted model, not a curated record.
ACAGCCAGACCAUUCAGCCUGCAGGCAGCAGCUCGACCCUUUCAGACAGCCAGCGUGGGGGAGAGCGUUGCUGCCGUACUCCUGUGUGUGAGAGUGUGUGUGUAUAAUACUGUAUAUGUGCAUGACUGUGUGUGUGAGAUAGUGGUUUAAGCAGCCUCUUAGGAUGAGCGCAGAGGGAGACAGACGGUGCUGCGAUUGAGAGUUGGUAACAUCGCCUCUCUUUGCCGCCUCACCCUGUCCACAGCCCAUCCUGCCCUCCUCUCCCUUUCCUCUGGCUCUGAUCUACAACACCGCUGGGAUGUCUUCUUCUCCAGGAUCCAUGGACGGCAGCCAGAGGAAUAGCUGGUUAGUGCUGAUUGUCCAUCGGGCUUGAGAAUGCUGCAAGAAGGAGGAGGAGAAGAUGGAGGAGGAAGAGCGGAUAAGGUGCCACCCCAGGUGAACGAAGCGGAGCCUGCCCAGGUUAAGUUAAAGGAGGCGGAUCCUCCCCAGGUGAAGCCAAAGGAGAUGGAGUCCAGCCAGUUUAAGCUGAAGGAGGUGGAGCCUGCCCUGGUGAAUCUGAAGGAGAGGCAGAAGUUCUUUGAAGAGGCAUUCCAGCAAGACAUGGACCAGUACCAGUCCACCGGCUACCUGCAGAUCAGUGAGAGGAGAGGGCCAAUAGGCAGCUUUUCAUCCAUGGAGGUGAACGUAGACAUGCUGGAGCAGAUGGACCUGACGGACAUGUCCGACCAUGAGAGCCUUGACGUCUUCCUCCACUCUGGGGGAGAGGACAACAGCGUUGCCUCGCCCAUGCUGGGUCCAGACGUGGAGUCGUUAACCACAGAGAUCACACUGCAGGUUCCCACCCAAGCUGAGCUAAGACACACGCUCUCCUCCGCUGACAGGCAGGACACCAAGGCCAGGGAGGAUGAAGGGGGUAGGGAGGACCACAUCCACUGUACUGCCGGGGUGCAAUCAUACGAAACAGAGGUUCCCCCCAACACAGGCCUAGCAGGGAGGCCACUGCUCCAGCCACCCAGAAACCAGACACUUAAACACUGAGGACAGCAGCUCACAGGCCACGUAAGGGCCAGGGUAGAAACGAAGACACUGAACGGCCCAAAACACUGCGAGGACUGGUUGCGAUGUUCACUGUAUUUUCAUCCGUUUUGUAAAGAACUAAUUCCAUGUUGAACAUUGUGGUUACAGUAUUAUUCCCCCCCACAUCUCUUGACUUGGUAAUAAACAUUUCACCCCCUUGUACUGCCAUUUCUCAUACUGAUCCCUUAGUGCCAUUUCAGAAUGAAAUGAAAUGGGAAUAGAACGACAAUGUUCCAUAGUCCCGCUCCACUAGUCUGUUGAUUUAUAACCCAGCCUGAACCCUUUGAACAGAGACCGCUAACCGGCGCCACCGCAGACGAGCGCUACGUACAUUCCCGGUUUCUUUUCUUUACUAGAGGCCAUUGCACACACCUGAAUAUGUUUUCAGAACACGAUUAUAUCAUACAGCUGCUUGAAGCGCCAGCACUGCCUGCUAAUGGCUCACAGGUGUGGGUGAUUGGCAGGUUAUUGCAGAGUGAGAGGUGGACUAAGUAUCCUCUCGGUCUGGUUGGGUCUUAACAGUGUUGGUUUGACACCUUUUUGUUAUUACAACUUUUAGAUAUUUCCAUUUUUUGCUAUCACCAUUUGAACUUAAAUGUGUCUGGUAGGGCUGGCCGUCUAGAGUGGCAGGACAGAACUCGCCCUGGACCCUGGUAAGUACACUGUUUCCUGGGUACAUUAAAGACAUCUGUUCACUUACCCUUGUUUGACACUGAAUGCACACACUUGUAUCAGGCUUGGACCCCUAGACAUGGAGUAUACUUAUUUGUGGAAUGGCUAACUAGUUUGGUAACAUGACAGCUUCAGAACACCACAACGACAGACACGCAGGUUCAAAAGAAAAGACAGUGAAUUGUCUGUACGUUUUUAUUAAACCUUUAGUACAAACUGCAAAAGUAAAAAAACUGGCAAUAUAACCAACAUGAACUCUUUCCAAGUGGAAGGAAAGAUGGAGACGCAGUGCUAAUAAAUUAACUUGCCAGACCGUGAGCAAUAGUUUAUACUGUAGAAAAAGAAAAUUGCAAAGAAAUCUGAAUAAAAUACAUUGUAAGGCCAUAAAAACUUAACCACUUUUGUUGAAAACGACCGACUUGGUUUUCUUUAAAUAUUCCUAAAACAGUUCAGUCUUCUGUAAAGGACAACAACCAACAAACUGGAUAAUAGGAUCACCUUGUCAGCCACCACUGGCAAGCUCAGUGCAACAUGAGGAGCUACUACAUUGUUGAAUUUUCAGUACAUUUUUGUGAACAUAUGUUCCCUUUUCUUUAAAAAAAGUAAAGCUAAAAGGAAAAAAAAAAAAA